GGGCGGCCACAAUGCGCGCAGCGGGCCGCGGUGAGUAGGCGGCGGCCGGGCCGGGCGGGCCACGCGGGCGGCGCUGCUGCUCGGGCAGGUCCGGGCGGGCGAGGAGCGGAGGCCGGGCCCGGGCCCGCCCGCUCCGAGCCGGGACACCACGCCCGCCCGCCCCGCCCCGCCGGAGGGCGCCCCGAGCCCUGAGCCGCGCGGCGCAGGGCCGCAGCCGGAAACCAGCCCCGCGCGGAGACCGGGACUCGCACCCCGAGCCGCAGCCGGAAACUCGCCAUGGCCGGGCCGCGGGGCGCGCUGCUGGCCUGGUGCCGCCGCCAGUGCGAGGGCUACGGCGGCGUGGAGAUCCGCGACCUGAGCAGCUCCUUCCGGGACGGCCUGGCUUUCUGCGCCAUCCUGCACCGGCACCGGCCAGACCUGCUAGAUUUUGAUUCCCUUUCCAAGGACAAUGUCUUUGAGAAUAACCGUCUGGCCUUUGAAGUGGCUGAAAAGGAGCUGGGGAUCCCCGCCCUGCUGGACCCCAACGACAUGGUCUCCAUGAGUGUCCCCGACUGCCUCAGCAUCAUGACCUAUGUGUCCCAGUACUACCACCACUUCACCAGCCCCGGCCAAGCCGGCGUCUCACCAUCCAGGAAAGAGCUGACCGCCUCGUCCCCACCGUUGGUGGCACCCUCCCCAGCUGAACCAGGAGAUGAGACUCAGAGCGAGGAGCUGUCUUCAGGUAGCCUGUCGGAGCAGGGUGCCCAGAGGGCCCCCAGCAGCACGUGUGCGGCCUGCCAGCAGCACGUGCACCUGGUGCAGCGGUACCUGGCCGAGGGCAGGCUGUACCACCGCCACUGCUUCCGGUGUCGGCAGUGCUCCGGCACCCUGCUCCCGGGGGCCUACAAGAGUGGGCCGGAGGCGGGAACCUUCGUGUGUGCUGAACGAUGCACCAGGCUGGGCCCAGGGGGACAGGCGGGAGCCAGGCCUGGGCCGCCCUCACAGCCGAAGCCGCAGCAACUGGCAGAAGAGGCCAGGGAUGGCGAGGAAGGCGGUCCCAGCUCCAGUGUGGCUGCGGGACGCAAGGCUGUCCCUGAGGCCCGGCCACAUGUCCCCACCAAGCCCCCGCUUCCGGGGAAACCCCAGGAGCUGAGCAGCCCCGUCUCUGGCCGGCCCACGCCUGCGCCCAGGAAGGCCUCCGACAGCAUGGCCCCGACCCCUCCAACGCCGCGGCCCCGGUCCAGCCUGCAGCAGGAUAGCACGGCAGAGCAGGGUGGCAGCGGUGGCCUUGUGAACGGAAGACUCCAGGAGCCUCCUGUCCCUAAGCCUAGAGGGACACCCAAGCUGUCAGAGAGGACGCCCCCUGCUAGGAAGGACCCCCCGUGGAUAACACUUGUACAGGCAGAGCCUAAGAAGAAGCCAGCCCCGCUGCCCCCCGGCAGCCCCAGGCCACCAAGCCGGGGCAGCAGGCAGGAAGAAAAUGGCACCGUGGAAGAGGUGACCCCACGCGGCCCUGCAGCUGGCUCAGAGCCCAGGACCUACAACCCCUUCGAGGAUGAGGAGGAGGUGGAGGAACCAUCCCCAGCGGCACCCAGCCCAGCCCCUAGUCCUGCCCAGGCACCCUCAGAGUGCACCCCCAAGUCCCUACACCCCUGGUACGGCAUCACACCCACCAGCAGCCCCAAGACGAAGAAGCGCCCUGCUCCCCGUGCGCCCAGCGCGUCCCCGCUCGCGCUCCACGCCUCCCGCCUCUCGCACUCGGAACCCCCCUCGGCCACGCCGUCGCCCGCCCUCAGUGUAGAGAGCCUGGCAUCUGAGAGCUGCAGCCAGAUGGCAGCCGGGGAGCUUCUGGAGCCACCAGCUGUGCCCAAGAGCUCCUCGGAGCCUGCUGUCCAUGCCCCUGGCACCCCUGGGAACUCGGCCAGCCUCUCUGCCCACUCCUCCCUAUCCUCAUCUGGGGAACUGGUGCAGCCCAGCGUGGAGCAGACACCCCAGGCCAGGACGAGGGGCAGCCCAGGCCCCCAGCCAGCCAAGCCCUGCAGUGGCGCUGCCGCCACACCUCUCCUGGUUGGCGACAGGAGCCCUGCACCGUCCCCUGGAAGCUCGUCCCCACAGCUGCAGGUAAAGUCUUCCUGCAAGGAGAAUCCUUUUAACCGGAAGCCAUCGCCUGCAGCGUCUCCAACUGCCAAGAAGGCCACCAAGGGACCCAAGCCAGCGAGGCCACCCGCCCCAGGACAUGGCUUUCCGCUUAUCAAACGCAAGGUCCAGGCGGACCAGUACGUCCCCGAGGAGGACAUCUACGGAGAGAUGGAUGCCAUCGAGCGCCAGCUGGAUGCGCUGGAGCACCGUGGGGUCCUGCUGGAAGAGAAGCUGCGAGGCGGGGCCAGUGAGGGCCGCGAGGACGCCAUGCUGGUGGACUGGUUCAAGCUCAUCCAUGAGAAGCACCUGCUGGUGCGGCGCGAGUCCGAGCUUAUCUACAUCUUCAAGCAGCAGAACCUGGAGCAGCGCCAGGCAGACGUGGAAUACGAGCUCCGGUGCCUUCUCAACAAGCCGGAAAAAGACUGGACAGAAGAGGACAAGAGCCGGGAGAAGGUGCUGCUGCAGGAGCUCAUGACCCUCAUCGAGCAGCGCAAUGCCAUCGUAAACUGCCUGGACGAGGACCGGCAGAGGGAGGAAGAGGAAGACAAGAUGCUGGAAGCCAUGAUCAAAAGGAAGGAGUUCCAGAAGGAGGCUGAAUCCGAGGGCAAGAAAAAGGGGAAAUUCAAGACCAUAAAAGUGCUGAAGAUGUUGGGAAAUAAGUGUGACACCAAGAGCAAGUCCCCGGGCGACAAGAGCUGACAGUGAGAGGCCGCCGGGAGCCCCUUCUGGGUCCUCACGGGUCAGGGAGCACCGUGCUGCCCUCCGAUCAGCCGAGGCCUGAGACCACUGAAGGGCGGGGAGCCUCUGGGUGGCCUCUCCCAUCUCAGGGUCCCCGGCUGCUCUGCACCAAAGAGUUGCCUUCCCUCUUCCCUGCACCCAGACAGCGGGGACUCGGCCUGCAGUUGAGUCUGACGUCUCCAGAUGCCUUGAGGGACCCAACGAGCAGCCGGGGACCAGGGGCCAGGGAGGGUGGUGGCGGACCCCGUGCACUGCUCGUCCCGCCCUGCCCAGCCCAGCCUCAGGCCUGGCGGGGAAGCUGCUUUGGCGGCUCUCCAACCGACCACACUGGACAGGACUGUGUGACACCCAGUGUCCUUUGUAGGCCUCCGGGCUGCUGCUCCUCGAGGUUGGCCAGCAGCAGGGCUGCCCAAUCAGCUUCCUCCUGCCCAGCCAGGACCUUGAGUCUCUGCCUCCUGGCCAGUGCAGGCGCCCUGAAUCUCACGCCCCCUUCGCUCAGACGCUCUAUUUAUGAAGUCUCCAGUUGAGUCUGAGCUGGUUACUGAGUGGUCUAUGCUGUGUCAGAUGUGAGUGGACCCCAUGGGCAAACUCACUGCCUUUGUCUCCCUGAGUUCCAGGGCUCCGUCUCCCCUCUUCCACGGGAAGCCUUACUUCCCACCUCACAGGGCCCUGAUGGCUGUGCCAGGGCUGGGGGGUGCCCCUGCUUGCUGCCCCAGUGCUGCGUCCUCAGCAAAGGGCCUUGGGGGGCAGCCCCAGUCGGAGCUCUGGUCCCAGUCCUCAGCCUAGGGAGCUGCGCUUUGGGUAGGUGCUAAGUCUGGUUCUUUAGUAAUUCUGACCCCUUUAGGCUUUCCACCCCCUGCCACACUUGGGGGUCCGGCCCAUUUCCGUUUGUGGUCAUUGCUACUCUGUCUUCUGUUGUCUGUUCUCUCCUGGCUCCUUCCCAUCAGAGGACUGAUGGCCACCAACCUACGGCGUGGCUGUGGAAGAGGACAAUGACAGGGACACCACUUUUGUCCAGGGAAUGUGCCCGGCAGCUCUUGGUCAAAGCACUGUUCCAUAAACUCUAUCUGGGCACUGUGAGCCCCUCCCCCACACACUCGGGGAAGCCAUGGCACUGUGUUAAUUCCCAGCUGCUCCUCGACAACAAUACACGGAGACUCGCCCCAGGGUUCCCGGGCCCCAGCUGUGCCUACUGGCCAGGUAUCUCUGUUCCUCAGUGGGGUCUGGGCCAUGGUGGGGUCAGUGUCCACCUUGCAAGGGUGGUCACUGCUCUCAGCUAAGUCAUUGGUCACUUGGAAUCAAUGUAAAGCCAGGGGUUCUGGACUGGUUCUGUUUUUCAAAAGAGACGUUUGCGUGUAAUUUGUAAAUGUUAACCCCUACUCUGAAUUUGGCCUGGGGCUCUCCAGUUUGCUACUUCUGGAUCUUACAAAUGGACUCUGGAGGGCGCGUCCUGUCCCAUUCCUGCCUUGGUCCUCAGGUCCCUGAGGGACCGUGACACAGGCCUCCCGUGGAUGUUCCUGAGCCAGCCCUGCUCUAUUGGCUGCUGCCUGCACGGCCGUGUUUAUUCUAUAAACCAAAACACGCAGUGCAGGACCUGGCGGACCCACAUGCCUGCAUCCCAGGGCAUCCCUGAGCUGGUAGGGUCAGUUGACACUUGCAAAAUAUUUUGAUUUAUGGGGACAGGAGAAAUGACAGCUUACCAGAGAGGUUGGGAGGAUGGGAACAGGGGGCCUGAUGUAGGAGGGGUGGGGCCAGGGCACUGCACAGCUUACGUGGGGACCUCACAGAUGUACAGACCACGGCUGAGGUUCUGUGUUGUGUUCAGGGUCGCAGAAUGCAUGCUGGAGCUGGACCUGCAAAGCCAGGGCCCCUUUAACCUGGGUCCUGGGUCCCCACUCUGCUUCACCCAGGGGACUGCAUACAGCAGGAGACAGAGCGCUAACUUGAGGCUUGGAGGCUGCUUGCUGUUUAAAAGCCCUUGGGCUCAGUAUCUGGAGCGCCUGCCUUGUCAGGCCUGCUGAGCUACUUAGCUGGCUCGGCACUUCCUGUAGCAAGCGCCAAGGCGUACUUACAGGUGACCCUUCCCGCUGCCUCUUCAGUGUGCAGAGGGGGGGCUGCAGACCACCUGAGCCCCACAAUCUACACAUGCUCUCAGCCAAGAGGCAGAGAAGUGAUUGUACGCCACAAAUGCUAGCUCACUGAGCAAGUAAGUGUUAUUCCUCUGAAAACGAGGUAGUGCACAGAAUGACCCGAGUUAAAUAUGUUUCAUUGGCCAAUUAAUUGGUGUGGUUAAAUGUUCGCCCGGGGUUCUAAGAAGCAGAAUACACGGACGGUGGGGAGAAGGCAUCUUCAGGCUUGAGUUCAACAUUGAAAGGAGUGGGGCACACAGAGGCUGGAGGUGGUAGAGAGCGAGCCUGGGUGCCUGGCCACAAGUGUCCAUGGUGCUGAGACCUGUCUUGCUGUCACUGAGAAAAGACUCGAGUCUGUGUGGCUGGGUGGCUCCCCGGCUCCAGCAGUGGCCCCAGCAUUCCAGGUGGCAUCCAGGGAGGGCCCUGCCUGCCACACACUGUCACAGGCAGGGAGUACAGGUGAACUGCCCUGCUCCAUCUCUGGCUGGCUAGGAGGUGACCAGGGCCUUUCUAAGUUCCUCGCUCCUCUUGCGGUCAAUGUCUUCCAUUUCCCGUAUUUUCUGCAAAGGAGUCAGGGAAAGCCAGUGUCGGAUGGGCACUGACGGAGCCACCAUGAUGGGGCCAGAGCUUGAGACCCCCGCCCCCUGUGGCUUUAGCCACAGUGCUCCACGCUGGCGUCCGGCCCACCCCUUCCCCUCGUCGCUGUGGGCGCUCCUACCUGGGAGAUCUCGGUGAGGAUGAUCCCGUGGUACUGCCUGCCCUGUCCCAGGGCCUCCAUGGCAGCCAGGAAUUCCUUCCUCUCCUGGAUCUCCCUCACCACUGGACAGAGGAGGAAGGACAUGAGUGCAGGGACUUGGGGGGCAGGGGGUUGCUUCUCUUAGGGAGAGACUGGGGUUCUGCACCAGAAACUGUUUUUUGUUGGCCCCACCCAGUUCCACACACACACUCCCCCACAGGGCUCACGUUCUUCAAACCGGUCCAGCACGGGGGCUGGCUGCUCCUCCUGCACAGCGGGGCCUUUUCUCUUCUGUUCCUUUGGGUCCUUCCCAGUGGCGAAGAUAUUUUGGAGUCUUUGUUUUUCCUUCUCCAGGUCUCCUGCAGGACCCAGAAAUGGCCUUGUUAGGCUAGAAGGGCGCCUGCAUCUCUGUGUUUCCAGCCAGGCGUGCUACGGGGUUUCUGUGUCACAGGGAGAGGGCUUAGCAGCUUCACCCCUGAGCACCUACGCUUGUGUGUCAGGGCGAAGGGGAGCAGCAGAAGCGAGGAAGGAGACCGCUGGAACCCAUGCAUGCACAGCUUUGGUGCAGGCUGAGGCUAAGAAGUCCAGGGUCCUGGGGGCUCAGUGGUGGCACCUGUGUGCUGGGCACUGUGGGGACCUCUCGGGAGGGUCUGGCUGAGUCAUGGCACAUGUGAGGGAGGAGGUGGGAAGGGGCCUCCGUGAAGUGGGCUGGCACACAGAGGAGCGUGACUCCAGGGACCAGCAGCGGGUGAGAGGAGCAGCAGUGACACCUGACUUGGCUUAGUGGCAUCCAGUUACUGACAGUAACAAUAGGGGCCAGCCUCACUGGUUCCCCUGACCGUCCCCAAGCUAAGGGCCCAGGCUCUGAAGCGCACAUGUGGAGGCUGGAGAAUCUGGUCCGAUGCCUGCCCGCCUGCCCUGCGGGCUCUUCCCCAUGACCCUGGAAGACGGGAAGCCACUACCCAGGCCCUGUCACUUACUGGUGGCUUGAGGCUUGAAUUGCUCGCGGGUGUAGGCCCCGUUGGCCUGGCACAGGCUGGCUGGCCGGAGGUGGCAGCGGGUUGUCAGGGUGGGAGGCAGGUAGGUGGCCGAGGCGGGCUGCUUGGCAGGUGAAGCCGUCUGGCUUGAUGUUGGGCUGCACUGCAGGGGCAGCGGGUCUCCCCCUGGGGACAGGUCAGCGGCGAGAGGACCUCACUUUUUUGUUUGUUGGAUACAGAUUCUCGUUAUAUAGUUCAGACUGACCUUGAACUCAUUAUGUAGCCCAGGCUAACCUCAAACUCAUGGCAAUCCUCCUGCCUCAGCCUUCAGGGUGCUGGGAUUACAGAUGUGUGCCAGCACGCCCGGUUCUUUUUUUUUUCCCUCCCUAAAUAAAAGUGAUGCCCGCCUGUUAUAAGUCAAAUGGUGCUGAAGAGCCUUCAUGUGCCCCCCAAGCCUAACCUCUGCGAAGAGCCACGGUGGUUUGGCAGUUUCUCCUUCCUUUGCUAUGAUAAACGUGUUUGGAGAUCCAUGUGUGUGUAUUUUUUAUGUGCACACAAGAUUGAUUUUUCAAAACCCUGGAUCCUAUCAUCUUGUCAAUAACUGACCCUUUUCACUCAAUAAUUUAUCAUGGACAUCUUUCUAGAAAAAUCUGUUUACACAUAACUUAUUUUUAUAGCUUAGAAUGCUUAUAUUAUUUAUUUGCCUGGUGUCCUAGUGUCAGACUUGGGGUGUCUGGGUUUGUCUGUCUGUCUGUCAGUUUCGGUUUGUUUCUCACUCUUCCCAGCAGUGCUGCAGUAAACGCUCUCGUACACCA
Messenger RNA from Cavia porcellus (domestic guinea pig), 7513 nucleotides. It is a transcript of the gene Micall1, whose product is annotated as MICAL like 1. NCBI's taxonomy places the organism in Eukaryota, Metazoa, Chordata, Mammalia, Rodentia, Caviidae. Bases 277 to 2817 code for a protein of 846 amino acids. Gene Ontology annotation, molecular function: protein binding. The transcript has 16 exons. The record is from RefSeq and is a predicted model, not a curated record.